Messenger RNA from Haliotis rufescens (red abalone), 1590 nucleotides. Its product is annotated as ankyrin repeat domain-containing protein 50-like. The record is from RefSeq and is a predicted model, not a curated record. The transcript is spliced from 3 exons. NCBI's taxonomy places the organism in Eukaryota, Metazoa, Mollusca, Gastropoda, Lepetellida, Haliotidae. The coding region runs from base 535 to 1446 and encodes 303 amino acids. Gene Ontology annotation, molecular function: protein binding.
UUUUUGGUUAAAAAUUGGGAUAUUUUUAAGUUCUUAGUUUCUUCCAGAGUUUUGUAACGUUGUAUUAAGAUUGUAGAAUCAGUGUAAUAAUAUAAAACUAAGCAUUAAAACUCUCCCUAUUUAUUGGUCCUGAUAUCAGUGAAAUACAGGUUGCCCCUACAAAGCCAUACAAUUAGUUAGAUUAACAUGAUUUGGGAAAGUUUAUAUUCCGAUUUGGGAAUGUUUACUGACUUUUGCUGCCAAAUAUCGGCUUCAGAGCAGAUCCAUACUUAUAAAUCUCUGUGUUACUGUGCAUAUGUCAUUUAUAGCGAUUUACCAAUCACUGAGCUACUUGACAUGUAUUCCCCUUCUACAAAUGUGUUUAAAUCGUAUUCAUGAGUGAACAUUGUAAUAGGCAAAAAAUUGUUGAAUGACAAUAAGUUGUCUGAGGCCAGUUUUUAUAAUGUUUAUCAGAUGCUAUACGUAGUUUUCUGACCACCAUAUUCUGUUUCAGCCUCAAGUUAUCCGAGUCAGGAUCUGAGCCGGAACGAGAGAAUGCUAUUUGUCCCAUUGACGACACAAGAUUGUGAUCAGCCCGCCUCGAGUGACCCGAGUCAGGAUCCCAGCCAAAACGAGAGGGAUCCACUGAUCUCCACUGCUUCACACGCGACUCCAUCACAAGCAGCCCGCGACCUCUUCUACGCCAGCAAGGCCGGGGACCUGGAGGAGGUAAAGCGGCUCCUGACGACAGCGGGAGUCAGCGUCAACUGUAGAGUGGAAGGGAGCUGGACACCGGUGAUGGUGGCAGCAUACUGGGAACACAAAGAGGUGGUGGAGCUCCUGGUUAGUAGAGGAGCUGAUGUGUCACUGGUGGACGAGGACGGUAACAACACCCUUCACUUCGCCUGUAUGAGAGAAGAUGUGAAGACGGUGAAGUUUGUGCUGUCUCAGAACGUGGUGGACAUCGACGGUAGAGGAUGUGGGAGCAGGACACCGGUGAUGGAGGCAGCAAGGGCGGGACACAAAGAAGUGGUGGAGCUCCUGGUGAGUGAAGGAGCUGAUGUGUCACUGGUGGACGUGGACGGUAACAACACCCUUCACUUCGCCUGUAUGAGAAGAGAUGUGGAGAUGGUGAUGUAUGUGCUGUCACUGAACGUGGUGGACAUCAACAGUAGAGGAUUGAGGAGCAUGACACCGGUGAUGAUGGAAGCACUGUAUGGACACAGAGACGUGGAUGAGCUCCUGGUGAGUAUAGGAGCUGAUGUGUCACUGGUGGACGAGGACGGUAACAACAUCUUUCACUACGCUAGUCGGGGAGGAGAUGUGGGGACGGUGAAGUAUGUGCUGUUACUGAACGUGGUGGACAUCGACGCCAGGAACAACUCGGGGGAGACAGCGGCGGACGUGGCGAGACUCUGGGGACAUCAGCCAGUGUUGGAUCUGCUGGUGUCCCGCGGCGCUCAGUGACGUCAGUGUCGUGUUUGUGUAGACGGUGGAGGGGGACAUGUUGUUACAGACAGUGACGUGGUGUGCCGUGCACGUCGUCGUGUUAUAUAUUCCCGGAUUUGGUGAGAACGUUUGUUGUGUUUGAGGAGAAAUAAAACUUGUUAA